Molecule: messenger RNA, 1828 nt
Organism: Phyllotreta striolata
Lineage: Eukaryota; Metazoa; Arthropoda; Insecta; Coleoptera; Chrysomelidae
Source: the annotation of a GenBank genome assembly
AAAUGUUGGGUUAUAUGGGCGAGUUCCGAGACUUCCGAGUUCCGCGUUCAUAAUGUGCUUAUUUUAAUUUUUUGAUAGCUAAAUUACCCGGGCGACCUUGAAGUUAUAUUAGAUUUCGCCAAUUCGAUUCGAACUCCCCGAAGAAAAAAAAAAUAGAGGAAGUGAGGUGCGUGGUACCGCAGUGCUCGUGCUCGUGCUGCUCUGCGUAUUUUAAAUCAAAUUUUGACGUUAAUGUGCAGUAGUGCUGGUGCCACCGAAAUACAUUGGUUAGAUAACAAUAAUGCCGAUUUGGAAGGGCUUCCGUAAAACACGAUAAUUUAACGGUGUCUUUGCGUAUUGUCGCAUAAGUAAGAUUUCACUAUUUCAGCCUUUUAAAAUAAGUAACCACAUUCACAUCAAAUCGCUCAUGAUACUACUUUGUUCUACAACGUUCGAUGCCAUUGACCAGACUUAAAUAAUUUAGAGACAUAUAAGGGUUAAUACUAAUUUAUCAGUUAAAAAAAAGUGGAAUGGGAGAAAGAGAUUGGAGGCCUUUCGUUUAUGGAGGAGUAGCUUCUUGCGUUGCUGAAUUCGGAACGUUUCCUAUUGAUACGACUAAAACGAGACUGCAAAUUCAAGGGCAGAAGCUGGAUAAAAACCAUGCUAUUCUCAAGUACAGAGGAAUGGUAGAUUGUUUCCUUAAAAUUGCCAAGCAAGAAGGAUUCGGGGCUUUGUAUUCUGGCAUUUGGCCAGCAGUAUUAAGGCAAGCCACAUAUGGCACCAUCAAAUUCGGUACUUACUAUACCCUAAAACGAAUGUUAGUUGUCUAUAAUGACGGUAAAGAGAGCAUAGCUCUAAAUGUUGGCUGUGGUAUCGUAGCAGGGGCCGUGUCCAGUGCUAUAGCUAAUCCAACCGAUGUUCUGAAGGUUCGAAUGCAAGUUGCUGGAAGUAACGGCAAUACGAAUAUCGGGCUUAUAAAUUGUUUCAGAGAUGUAUAUACUCAUGAAGGUUUAUCGGGUUUGUGGAGAGGAGUAAACCCGACUGCUCAAAGAGCAGCAGUCAUAGCGGCAAUCGAAUUGCCUGUAUAUGACUUUUGUAAGAGUCACUUAUUGGAUCUUCUCGGUGAUAAAGCUGUAAAUCAUUUUAUUUCUAGUCUUAUUGCUAGCAUAGGAAGUGCAAUCGGUUCAACGCCCAUUGACGUAGUUCGAACACGUCUUAUGAAUCAAAGAAAGUUGAAAAAGUGCGGGGGUCCGUUGCCCAGUCACAUUUAUCACGGUACUGUCGAUUGCUUCGUACAAACGUACAGAAACGAAGGAUUUUGGGCGUUCUAUAAAGGAUUUAUUCCAACUCUGUUUCGAAUGGGUCCUUGGAAUAUUAUAUUUUUCUUAACUUAUGAACAACUGAAGAAUCUCUAUUGAAAAUUUAUUGUUUGAGCACUUUUAUCCGUGUUAUUAAUAUAUCCGGUAUAUUGCACCGUUUUUUCCUAAUAUUACACACCGCUGUUAGAACAAUAAAUAUUUACGAAAUUGCGUUACUUAUGAGUAUCUUUUUACAUUUUAAUUCCAUUAAAUUGUAGUAGAAAAACAAUUAAAUACUAGGCAGAAUACUACUCGAUUUCUUCUAAACUGGUUUUGGUGACCGCAGGAGAUUUGCCACCUCUGUGAUUGAAUACGUAGAACGAUGGAAUGUUUCGAAACGUUUCCCACGACUUGUUUUCUAAUUCCGCCGAGGCUUUGAUUUCUUUGAAGUCCCCGGUUAUGUUCAACACCCCGUACAUGAUUAUAAAUAGCGCGCCUAAUGCUUGGAUAAAUAUCUAAAACAAAAAUAGACUAUUGUGUGGAUGUUUAUA